Molecule: messenger RNA, 597 nt
Organism: Coniophora puteana RWD-64-598 SS2
Lineage: Eukaryota; Fungi; Basidiomycota; Agaricomycetes; Boletales; Coniophoraceae
Exons: 1
Coding region: 1-597 (198 amino acids)
Source: RefSeq, a predicted model, not a curated record
AUGGUCACCAUCUCACACGGCCGAAACUCCUCCGAAACACCCAAAACAGAUCCUGUUCCUCCAGCACCGAAACAGCCGAAGCUAACAAAAUCUCAGCUAGACGAACUCUGGUUAAUCUGGGAAAACUCUCCUUGCGUUCCUACCCCCACGUCCAUGGACAGCUGGGCGAUUUCCAGAAAGGCAGACCCACUCAAAGUCAGGCGGUUCUUCUCGAGGCGCAAGUGCCAGCUCCGUAAGAAAAACCGCAGGAUUCCGGGCGAAACAUACGACCUUCGGAUCUCCACUCCUCCGUUCGAUCCGCAGCUGGCACUGACAUUUCGGCCGGCGUCUUCACCUGGAAUCGACGACGCCGCCUUUCCCUCCUCGGACGCCACGAUGGACUUCGACGAGUCGUCUUCGACCCUCUUCGACCCCUCCGACCGGAGCUCCGCGGAACCUGGUCCCUGCUACAGCCACUCGGGCCGUUUUCCUUCGGAACAAGCAGCGAACUAUUCCGCUCCCUCCAAUCAGCAGGGCCUGCGUUCUCAUAUCAACGUUUUUGACUUUGAAUUCGAUGCUUCUUCUGGCUCGGAGGAGCCACGAGUCUUUGGACGGUGA